GCCCUCAGCAGCCAGUAUGAGAAAAAAAUACAGGAACUUUUUGCAACCAUUCUCAAAUACGAAACAUUGGUGGAAGACAAAAAUUUAAAAAUCGCCCAGUUGUCGUCGUCUCGGCCCAUCUCUAUCCCUGGAUCCGUCAGUAUGGUCAGUGAUACUAGAGGAUCUCAGUCCCAUCCUUCAGCCAUUCCUACCACUAACGGUCAGCAACAAGGAAAUCCUAUGGAUGUCUACACAUUCAACAACCGCAACAACUCGAGCUCGUCCAGCGAGUCGCUCGGUACGUCGGCCCAGUUGCCAUUCAACACUCCUCCUCUCCGUACGCCUGUUACAAUGGAUGGAAAGGGCUAUUUCCCCACCACUAACCAGAAUGCACCGAUUAUCAAGGGCAGAGGAGGGUACCAAAAGCGAUCGAAAAAACAUAUGUAAAAUAGUGUAUAGUAAUGAGUAACGACUACUUCCGAUAUACUCGUAGGAGUCCGUAAUCACAACUUUGUGGACGUUUCGAUCGGCUGU
This is a messenger RNA of Yamadazyma tenuis ATCC 10573, 513 nucleotides long. NCBI's taxonomy places the organism in Eukaryota, Fungi, Ascomycota, Pichiomycetes, Serinales, Debaryomycetaceae. The record is from RefSeq and is a predicted model, not a curated record.